Molecule: messenger RNA, 2480 nt
Organism: Pseudopipra pipra
Lineage: Eukaryota; Metazoa; Chordata; Aves; Passeriformes; Pipridae
Product: zinc finger protein 692-like
Exons: 11
Coding region: 1-1731 (576 amino acids)
Biological process (GO): regulation of transcription by RNA polymerase II
Cellular component (GO): transcription regulator complex; chromatin; PcG protein complex
Molecular function (GO): DNA-binding transcription factor activity, RNA polymerase II-specific; RNA polymerase II cis-regulatory region sequence-specific DNA binding
Source: RefSeq, a predicted model, not a curated record
AUGUUGCCGAGGAGGGUGGGGACAAGGCAGACCAGAAAACGUCGAGGAAGCCCCUGCCCGUGUCCCCGGCGCGGGGGGGUCGCCCCCGAGGUUGUCCGGCGGCAGCGGCGGCGGGAGUUGGACGCGCGGCGGAGCCGCUGCCGGAUCCGCAUCGGGGGGCACCUGGAGCGCUGGUGCCGCCUCAAGGAGCAGCUCGGCUUCGCCCUGCACUCCCAGCUCACCCAGUUCCUGCUCGACAGGUACAGCAACCCCGGUGGCACCCGGAGCUCAGGGGAUCCAGGGGAGCCUGGCCAUCUCCACCCAGCCUCCCUGCAGCGCCUGGUGCUCCUGUCCCAGGGGCACAGGCAGGAAUGCGGCUUCGUGCCCGACGUGCGGCCGCCGGCGCCGGGCAGUGCCGACCCCCUGGUCUGGGAGUGCGUGGCCGGGCACCGCUUCUCCUGGGGGGACCCCGGGGGGCGUGGGACACCCCCAGGAGCACCCCCGGAGCUGGAAGACCCCUUGGAUAAGGAGGAGGAGGAAGAGGAAGAAGGGGUGGCCAGGGCAGAAGGGUGGCAUGGCAGGGCUGGGGGAACAGGUGAGUUCCCCCCCCGCCCGGGGUCACCUCUGUGCCCUCAGCACCCCCUGGGUCCCCACCGUCACCCACCAGCACCCCCAACCCCAUCCCGCUCUGGGGGCUCGUCCCACUGGGAUCAGGGGUUGGGACAACCCCGGGGCCCUUCCCCGCCCUCCAUCCUCACCCUUCUCCUCCUCUUCCUCUCAUGGCCCCCCCAUCACCCCCCUGUCCCCUUCCACCCCCCCAUCACCCCCCUGUCCCCUUCCAGCCCCUCCCUCACCCUCCUCUCCCCUUCCAAUCCCUUCCUGUCCCCUCCAUCACCCUCCUGUCCCCUUCCACCCCCCCCCACCCUCCUCCCCCCCAUCACCCUCCUGUCCCCCCCAUCACCCUCCUGUCCCCCCCCAUCACCCCCCUGUCCCCUUGCAGCCCCCCAGGUGCCCCCAGAGCCAUCCCCCGUGGCAGCAGUGGGCGGGAGCUCCAGCCCCGAGAAGGAGCCUGGGAAUGAGCCCCGGGAGCAGGAGGAGCAGGAGCAGGAGAAGGACCAGAAGGAGGAGGAGGAGGAGGAAGAUGACCUGGCCUACAGUGGUGACCUGAGGGACCAGAGCUACCACCCGGGCCUGGGGGACAAGGAGGGGACUCAUGCAGGUUUUUCCCGUUGCAGCUGCCGGAGGAGGACGCAGGGGAAGGACGAGGAGGAGGCUCAGAUCGGCCCCAAAAGGAUCAGGAAGGCGGCGAAGCGCGAGAUCCUCCUCUGCGACUUCGAGGGCUGCGGGAAAAUCUUCUCCAAGUACCAGUACCUGAACCACCACCAGAAGUACCAGCACGUGCACCAGAAAACCUUCACCUGCCCCGAGCCCUCCUGCGGCAAAUCCUUCAACUUCAAGAAGCACCUCAAGGAGCACCAGAAGCUGCACAGCGACCAGCGGGAUUUCAUCUGCGAGUUCUGUGCCCACUCCUUCUGCACCAACAGCAACCUCCUCAUCCACCGGCGCAUCCACAACGGGGAGAAGCCCCUCCAGUGUGAGAUCUGCGGCUUCACGUGCCGCCAAAAGGCCUCCCUGAACUGGCACAUGAGGAAACACGACGCCGACUCCUCGUGCCAGUUCAUACACCAGAUCAGGACGGGAUCUACAUCCGAUACCAUACGGAUGGAAGCCUAUUCAACCAAAGGCGACUGAAGGCCCACACCAAGACCUUAAACCAUCUUGUCCAGGAGCUGCUUUAUGCUGAUGACGCCGCCCUCGUCGCUCACACAGAAGCAGCUCUGCAGCGUUUAACAUCCUGCUUUGCUGAGGCUGCUGAGCUCUUUGGGCUGGAAGUCAGCUUAAAGAAAACAGAAGUUCUCCAUCAACCUGCACCUCUGGAAGUCCCCCAGCAUCCCCACAUCACCAUUGGCCAAUCAGAGCUCAAAUCAGUCCAGCAGUUUAAUUACCUAGGCAGCCUCAUCUCCUCGGAUGGUGAGAUUGAUGGAGAGAUGGACAACAGGUUAGCAAAGGCAUUUAGUGCUUUUGGAAAACUCCAUAAAAGAGUUUGGUGUAAUAAACACUUGAAGAAAAGCACAAAGAUCAGUGUUUACAGAGCCAUUGUACUGUCUACUCUUUUAUAUGGAUCCGAAUCAUGGGUCAUCUACAGCCACCACCUGCGACUCCUGGAACGCUUCCAUCAACGCUGCCUCCGUACAAUCCUAAACAUCCACUGGUCAGAUGAUGUGACCAAUCCAUCUGUUCUAGAACAGGCAGCAGUCACAAGUAUUGAGGCCAUGUUGCUGAGAACACAGCUGUGCUGGGCAGGGCACGUCUCCAGGAUGAAGGACCAACCACCCCCUCCCUAAGAUCGUGCUCUGGGGUGAACUUGCCACCGGCUGCCGCAAGAGAGGAGCCCCGAAGAGGAGAUACAAGGACUGCCUGAAACAACAUAUCAGCCUUGG